CUGUCUUAGAGCAGAGGCAGUGUUAAGGCUUGUACUUUGGUUGGCUUUCUAGCUCUACGGGCAUUUCCAUCUAGAGCUUGCUUCUCACUAGACCUGCAGGUAAAGGUUGGUUCCUGGGCCUAAAUGCUUCCAGACAGGGAGAUGUAUUCAGCAUUGGGCAGGCAUCAAAACAAGAGUGGGUCCAAGCCGAUUCCUGUGGUGAUCAUAGGGAAUGGACCUUCUGGAAUCUGUCUCUCGUAUUUGCUGUCAGGCUACACCCCUUACUUCAAAAGACACUCUCUUCAUCCUCAUCCCAUUCUUCAGAGCAAACUACAGGAGGCAGCGGAUGUGUCCAUUUUGGACCAGGAUUUGGAGUAUCUGUCUGAAGGUUUAGAGGGAAGAUCCAAUAGCCCUGUGGCUCUUCUGUUUGAUACCCUUCUGCGACCUGAUACAGACUUCGGUGUGAGUGCAGAAUCUGUGCUCACUUGGAGGCACGAGGCUGACAGAGCCAUCCCCCACCUGGUCCUUGGCAAGAAUCUUCCAGGAGGUGCCUGGCAUUCUAUUGAGGGCUCUAUGAUUACCCUGAGCAGAGGGGAAUGGAUGGGACUUCCAGAUCUCCUGUUCAAAGACUGGCUAAAGCAAAAGAAAAGGGGCCUCAGAAACCAUAGAGCCACAGCAGAAGACAUUGCUCAAUACUACCAACAUUAUGUGAUGAAGAAAGGGCUGCAGAAGAACUUUAGAUGUGGGACUGUUGUAACCUCUGUGAGGAAAGUGAGUGCAAAGAGCAUCUCCAACCAUGCACAAGAAGAUCCACAGAAGAGUGACUUGCUCUGGAACUUCAGUGAGGGGAGUAUGGAGGUCUUUCAGGUGGAUGGAUUUGUCAAAACUGUCAGAGGUGACAAGGAGCCCUUCACUGUCUAUGCAGAGAAUGUAGUCUUAGCUACAGGAACGUAUGAUAGUCCCACUUGGCUCAGGGUCAAAGGAGAGAACCUUUACUAUGUCCAUCACCAGCUCUCUGCCCUAGAGGAAGCAGUGAAAAACAGCAGUAUUGGUAUCACAUCAGAUCCAGUUUUGAUUGUGGGUGCUGGUUUGACAGCCGCUGAUGCGAUCCUUUUUGCUCACCACUGCAGUAUUCCAGUAAUUCAUGUUUUUCGGAGACGAGUCAGUGAUCCAGGUCUUAUUUUUAACCAGCUACCCAAAAUGAUGUACCCGGAAUACCACAAAGUCCAUCAGAUGAUGAAAGAACAGUCAGCUGCUUGCGCUGGGCCCUAUGAGUGCUAUGUUAGCCUACCUGAGCACAAUGUACUAUCUUUUGGCAAGGACAAGAAGUGUAUCCUUCAAGACAAGAAUGGCUGCCAGAAAGCUUAUAAAAUUUCCAUGGCUCUUGUUCUAACCGGUUCAAAUCCCAACCUUUCCUUUCUGCCAAAUAACGGAAUUGACUUGGCCAUGGACAGUGACCAACCAGUCAAUCCCAAGAGGAAUCCCAUAGAUGUUGACCUGUUCACUUAUGAAUGUUCUCAGGAGAAAGGGCUUUAUGCUCUGGGGCCUCUAGCUGGAGAUAACUUUGUACGCUUUGUGCAGGGUGGGGCCCUGGCUGCUGCCAGCUCUCUCUUAAGGAAAGCAAACAAAAAUCCUCCAUAACAAAAAAGGCCACCUAUGCUAACAACAUCUGAACGGGUUGCUGCCAUUUUCAGAGAAUUUGAUAUGUACGUCCUUAAAUGAGAAGCCCACUCUUGCGGUUCUCCAGGAUUAUGCAGAGUUGCUAAGUUCUUGCUGAGUUAUUUGGAAAGGUUACAUCACCAAACAGCGUGAGUUUCAUUCAUGGCAGCAACUUUAUUCCCAGGAUAUUCUGCUCCUUUUCUACAUAGCUGUGUAUGAGGGCAGUAGGGGCAUUGAACCUUCCUCUUGCACAAGUGGAGGGUGAGGUAGCAAUCGCUCUUCUGUGUUAACACCUCCCAGGUUUCUGAAAACUGAAUUGAGGAAGAAUUGAUGUCAGUUACUUCCAGACAGCAGGCUGACAACUCUGUGUCUGUCAGUCUUCCAGUGUUUGUGAUGAAACAAAACAAGCCAUGGUGGUUUUGAUUGCUCCUGUGGGUCAGCUAUAUGUUCUUAUUAGAUGAAAACUCACUGGAAGAAGUGCAAAUAAACUGGCAUAGAAGUACAGCCAAAAACGUAUCAUCUCAUUGAUGACGCCAGCAACAUGUAAUAUAUAGUAUCUUUUUAUUCAAAAGUUCUGUAGUGUUUUUUCUUCUUCUGGGAAGUGGUGACACUGAUUUUGCAAACAUCCGGUUUGCCACUGGCAGCUUUCUGCUAACUCUGCCAUGGCCAAGUUCUUGACAGCCGCUGCAGAGACAGCAGAACAAAAUGGGAGCUGCUGGUCUGCCUUGAAGCUCUGCCCAGGCACUGAGUGGGGCUUCUGCUGCAGGUGCUUCAGAGAAAAGCAAUAUGUCAUGUACUGUAGUGUGAAUUUCUAAUGUAAAGUCAUUUAAUAAUAAUAAUGUGUAUUAAGGGGAAAUGGCGCCAUCACAUUUUGAUUGUUUGUGGUAAAUAUUUUGAUUUUUUUUUAUAUACUGCAUUUCUUAAGAAAGUUCUUUUUUAAUUGACAAAGCGUUUUGCUACAUGCUUUCAGUCAGAGUUUUGAAUGAGCUGGGAUGGAUGGGAAUGAUGCCUUGUGUUACCAGCAGCAUUCCCAACAGCCCUGCAAGGCCUUCUGUAGCUCUCUUAGGAAAAAAAUGAGAGUUAUAGCUAAAGUAAUUAAAACAAAGGCACUCUGCCCCCUGUGCUGUAAUGACGCUCACUGAUACAGCAGGAUGCUUCACAAAGCACUGGAAACCUGUAUGCGUGGAGACAGUGGCUGCUCUGAAGGGAAUGAGCCUCCAGUUGUGCAGGGAGAUGUGUAAGGAGCCUGCCUGCAGUGUUACUGUAUCACACCUGGGUGCCUUUGCCACUGACUUCUAUGGAAUAUUUUUUCAGUAAAGUUAUUUCAGACUUA
This is a messenger RNA of Centrocercus urophasianus (Greater sage-grouse), 2971 nucleotides long. It is a transcript of the gene OSGIN1, whose product is annotated as oxidative stress induced growth inhibitor 1. The coding region runs from base 124 to 1620 and encodes 498 amino acids. The transcript is spliced from 6 exons. The record is from RefSeq and is a predicted model, not a curated record. NCBI's taxonomy places the organism in Eukaryota, Metazoa, Chordata, Aves, Galliformes, Phasianidae.